CUGAAGUGACCUCGUAAAUUCGCGCAUUCUUCUGUUUGAAACUUGAUGAAUCCUGUCCGAACGCCCACAACAUCGAUGUCGCCACCGAGUGACAGUUCGCUCGGACACUGAUUGCCUACCGUACAUGAACAUUCGCCGCCCUUUGUCUGGCGCAACUCUCUUUCAUCCUUUCCAUACUGAAUCCUGAAGCCAUAGCCACAUUGCACGAUGCGCUGGCGACAUGCCUGACUAUUUCUUUCAUGUUGCCAUUGAACUGUUUACCGAUAUCCCGUCCAGCGCAAAAGAGACCGUACAUCGCGGACUGCCAGACCUCAACCCGUUUUUCAAAGCCUUGAAACCUUUCACCCAUUCUUCUCUCCGCCACCGGUCGAUAGAUCGAGCUUCACAACUGAAGGCCGACUCUCCUUCCCCUCGUACCUCACCGCCGCCUCCAGCGCGACACGAUUUCGAUCCUCCAGACAUCCCUCACUCAGACCCGAAAGACCACCGGUUAGACAAGAUCUCGCUGCAGGGAUCCGUUAUGUCUUCGCAGUCUGGAGGAAAGGAUUUCUCCGUGGCAAACCACAGCAUCAUUGAAAAGGGCAUUGGAAGCGCCAUCUCAGGUCAUCAUCUAAAGGGCAAAUACGAACCACUGGAAAGCCAGGACACUGUGGAAGGAUGGGGUAUUGUGCAUCUUUACAGAGAUACUGAAGAGACGUCGGGGCUAUACAAAGAUUCCGCCUACAGGUCGAGCGAUCUAUGGAGUGAUGGACUUCGAAAUCCGCCAUCCAUGAACCCUCACCCUUCCCCGAAAGACGAAGAAUGCACAAGUCUAUGUAUACUUGCGGUCCCUUCUUACAUGACGCCUUCGGAUUUCCUAUCAUGGGUAGGUGAAGACACAAGAGGCGAAGUGAGCCACUUCCGAAUGGUCCGCACCUCAAGAGCAAACCGGUACAUGGUCUUGAUGAAAUUCAAACAUGGCAAGAAGGCAAGAGAAUGGCAACACGAAUGGAACGGAAGGGUUUUCAAUAGCAUGGAGCCGGAAACGUGUCAUGUCGUGUUCCUGAAGUCGGUUGAACUGAUACAAACCUCUUCCUUGGAGCACAACAAUGGCCUGAGUUCACCAACGACAAGUUAUCCUCGCAUGUCCAAUGAUCCUUUCAUACCAGCUUCUACGACAACGAAACCUCUAGCCCCACGAACACCCUCCCUUGUCGAACUGCCUACCUGCCCUGUCUGCCUGGAACGCAUGGACGAAACGACUGGUCUUUUGACUAUUCCCUGCCAACACGUAUUUCACUGCACGUGCCUCGAGAAAUGGUCUGGUGGUGGAUGUCCAGUCUGCAGAUAUACUCACGACGACUUUUCUUCGCGUCUUGGUUCGUCCAAAUUCAAGAGCAUGAAUCCUAACGAAUACGAAGUCUACGACGGGCCCCUUGAAUGCGAAGUAUGCCAUGUUGACACGAGUCUGUGGCAGUGUUUGAUAUGUGGCAAAGUGGGGUGUGGAAGGUAUGAAGGGAAGCAUGCGUACGCCCAUUUCGAAGAGAGCGGACAUACAUUCAGCAUGGACCUGGAGAGCAAGCGAGUCUGGGACUAUGCAGGAGACGCAUACGUCCAUAGAAUCAUACAAGAUGCAGCCAAACCGGGCGAAAAGCUGGUCGAACUGCCGGGCAGAAGGCGUGAGCCCACUGCUUUGGAAGGGCAAGAAGACGUCGAGGUGGCGAAGAUGGACAACAUUGCGCUGGAGUACACGCAUCUGCUGACAAGCCAGCUCGAGAGUCAGCGAGUGUACUUUGAAGAAGUGGUCGAAAGAGCAGUGGAUAAAGCCUCUGAGGCCAAUAAGAAAGCUGAGCGAGCCAUGGAGGAAUGUCGCACAGCAAUGGAAAAGUUACACAGCCUCGAGAGCCAACAUGAUGUGGUGGCCAAAGGUCUGGUUCCAGAGCUGGAGAAGGAGAAGACCCGUCUUGAAAAGCGAAGUGCCAAAUUCGAAGAGAUGGCCCGGAGCUUUAACCAGAAAUACCAAGAAGAGAAGACAUUGGCUGCCAAUCUCCUGGAGAGAGUGAAGUUCCUCGAGGACACUCAGAUCAAUCAACUGAACAACACCAUCCGCCAUCUGGAAGAGGAAAACGCCACAAAGGAUUUGUUGAUGGAAGGUUUGAGAGACGAGCAUCGUGAUGCCAUGAUGCAAAUUUCCGCGCAGAAGAAACUGCAGGAGAUGGUCGCAAACGGAGAGCUGGAGCAGGAAGACCUUGAUGGUGCCAUCAUCGAAGCUGGACCCGCUAAGAAGGUGCCCGUGAGGAGAGGCCGGAGGGUUGUGAAUGGCCAGAGUCGAAAUGUAAGCACUCCGACGUCAGCUCAAACACCGCAUGGUGGUGGUGCUGAGGCAUCACGUUCCGCCGAGGGAUCGAACGAGAUGGAUGCUUUGUACGACGAAAUUUUUGGCGAAGGCUUACGCAGCAAGGACUGGGACGAGGAUAAGGCCAAGAAGAUCCUCGACGAAUGCAGAGCGAGGUUACUUGGUGAAGGACUGCUUGUCCUCCCAGCCGCUGCUGAUGCUGAGAGCACAGAUGCGGAAGUUGAUGGUGAGCACGAGAUCGAUGGACAGAGAAAAACGAAAGGCACAAGCGCCAAUAAGAAGCGAAAAGGGAAGAAGAAAGCAAAGAAAUGAACUGCUUGACAUCUGGGGGGCACGAACCAGUGCGAUGAGCGGGCUUUCCAAUGACGACGACAUGAUUGAUAUGGGCGCUUUUCGACGGGGCUUUGCGCUGAUUGUACAUUGACACGACUGGAAUGAGACUUGAUACCCAGCGCUGCUACAGGACAGUGCACACUGUAUACAUACCAUCGGCGUUGGAUUUGGGUUGAGCUGUACUCCGUAAGGACGGCUCUUGUAAUCAAGUAUCACAUCUAUGCUAUCGUGCAUUGUGUGUUUCUAUCUUCAAACCCACAUUUUCCUUUCGCAGGUGUAAUGCACCGGUUGAUAGUGUUACAGUCUUUCAGCCAGCUUGUUGCAGGC
Exophiala xenobiotica is the source of this 2995-nucleotide messenger RNA. RefSeq lists its product as uncharacterized. The record is from RefSeq and is a predicted model, not a curated record. Gene Ontology annotation, cellular component: cytoplasm. Gene Ontology annotation, biological process: Ras protein signal transduction; protein ubiquitination. The transcript has a single exon. NCBI's taxonomy places the organism in Eukaryota, Fungi, Ascomycota, Eurotiomycetes, Chaetothyriales, Herpotrichiellaceae. Gene Ontology annotation, molecular function: ubiquitin protein ligase activity; zinc ion binding. Bases 221 to 2647 code for a protein of 808 amino acids.